UCCAAUCAUCCCUCCAGAUGAACAGCGUUGUUGUAGAACUGAUGGAGUAAAAUGGAGAUGCAAGAAUUUUAGGUUUAGUGGUAGGGAUACUACUUAUGUGAAAAACAUUACAAUAUGACUAAAAAGUAUGGGAAGAAUUAUCAGCUUAAGAAGACAAGUGGAGAUGACGAAGGUGAUUCUAUACAAACUAGGGAUUCAAAUUGCUCGAGGCAAAUGGAAGAUGACCUAACAGGAAUUCAACCACCUGCUAAUGAUACCAGCUCUGAUAGAAUUGUUGAAGGUGGUUCUGCCAAUACGGGACGAAGAGGGAAAAAAUCGAAAGAACGGAAUCGUCUAAAGAACAAAAAUCAUUGACUGGAAUUAGGGAACCUGUGGUUGAACUGGAGAGCUUGGAGCAUUAUAAGAGUAAGUGUUUUGAGUUGUCUGUGGAGCUUGAGAAGAAGAAAGUGGAGUGCACUGAACUCCAGGAUAAAUUAGCAGAGACAGAAACUAGAAAGACUGCUGUUAAAGAUGAUACUGAGAUGACACAUGAGGAUGCAACUGAAUAUUGGAGGAAGAUGUAUUCCGAUUUGGAGAGUCGAGUCCUGAGAAUGGAGAAUCAAUUAGAGUCCCAUGUUUCGAAUUUGGAGAGCCUAGUCCUGAGAAAUGGGAAGGAGAGUCCAAUAUUGAGAUGUGUAGAAUUGCGUAAUGCUGAAAACAUGGAGGCCGAAGCACGGGGUUUGCAGAAUGAAGUUACUCAAAGUGGUGGAAAGCAGAAAGAUAAAAACAGCAGGAGCAUACCUAAUGUUGAAAACAACAAUGGAGGGGGGAAGGAUUCUCAUGUGUAUGAGUUGAAAACUGAAGAAAAGGUCCUUAUGUUUGACGUUGGCAUCAAUAAACAUCAUGAAUCAGAGUCUGAAUUUCCCAGAUACUCUGCUGUGAACAUGUCUUGUGGAAGUCCACAUUUAUCAAGUAGGGGUGAAAAUAUUGAAGAAGGGAAGGGUGGGGGUUAUGUGGAGGAGAGACCAUCUCAACAUGGAUCAUUAUCUCAAGAUCAUUUAGAAAUGAGUCAGAAGCCUUUUGUGAACGUGGUCUCAUGUAGCGGUGGUGAAAGUUUUGGUGAAUCUUUUGCAGAAGAUUCUGAUAGCGACCUUAUGGACAUGAUGGCGAUGAAAUAUAGGAAUAAGAACAAAGAUAGAGAAAUAAAAUGGAAAUUUGAGGCUGAUAUGCUUUCUUCAUUUGAGGAGGAUCCUGAGCUCUGUAUGAAGGCUGUUUGUGCUCUCUAUAGACAGAAAAUAUCUGAAGACGAAAUAUCAGCCAAUGGGUUGUUCCAUUACAGCGACACACUCAGGGGUACUACUUUGGGCAAGUUUCUAAUGGAUGGAUCCUGCAAAGGUGGCUUAAAGAAGUCCGUGGAAGAGUUGGCGAUAUUCGACUCUAGAGCUAUUGAAGACUGCAAGAGGCUGGCUAGAAGCUACUCGAAGCAGUUAUUCAGUAUCUACCAAAACAGAAAAGAUCCUUUUUUCUUUCCUGCUACAACUGCUAGCCAUGGAGAUCAGACUGCUAAGCGAUAGAUUAUUCUGUAAGCGGCCUUCACUCUUUUCACUAGGCAAUGCAAUCAUGCAUCUGAUUCUCCUUUUAACCUCCUCAAAUGCUGUACAUAUAAAUUUGAAAACUGGUUAGUUUAUAUACCAAAUGGUACAUUGGAUGUGCAUUGAUUAUAUCCAAUAUAAUAAGUAAUAUUAUGGUAGCUGUGACUUCUGGUUGUUUUUGAUAGGAGGAAAAACAACCCUUGUUUAGCUCAAGUAACUGAUACUGAAAUGCGUAAAAUCUAAUUAUUAAAAUUAAAGCUAGA
This is a messenger RNA of Papaver somniferum (opium poppy), 1834 nucleotides long. RefSeq lists its product as uncharacterized. The transcript is spliced from 3 exons. The coding region runs from base 522 to 1553 and encodes 343 amino acids. Lineage: Eukaryota; Viridiplantae; Streptophyta; Magnoliopsida; Ranunculales; Papaveraceae. The record is from RefSeq and is a predicted model, not a curated record.